AUGGCUGAAAAGCACAUCUUCUCCUGGCUGCUUGUCUGCUGGCUGGUUGUAACCGUGGCAGAAGGACAAGAAGAGGCGUUUACUCCUCCAGGAGGCCCACAAGAUAACGCGGACCCUACAGACUGCCAGAUCUUCACACUCACCCCUCCACCCACUACAAGGAAUCCGGUCACCAGGGUCCAGGCCAUCACCAGAAUGCCCAACUUUCCCUUUCAUGUUUUUCCCCCCAGAAGACCCAGAAUCCACCUUUGGUUUCCAGACAGGCCUUUCCACCCUCCAAGGUGCAACCACCGUUUUUCGUUCCAGCCAUCUUACUGGCCACACGGUCGCUUUCCUCCUCACAUACAUUUCCGCAGAAAAAGAUUCCGGAGAGGAAGCUCAUCUGAGGAAAUAUGAGAGAAGAGAGAAGCCCAAACACACUGAAGCAAGAAAAGUCAAUCCCUCAAGAAAGAUAAUAAAGAGGUUUCUGUUUUCUCUUUUCAAACU
Messenger RNA from Carlito syrichta (Philippine tarsier), 486 nucleotides. It is a transcript of the gene ODAPH, whose product is annotated as chromosome unknown C4orf26 homolog. Gene Ontology annotation, biological process: positive regulation of enamel mineralization. The transcript is spliced from 2 exons. The record is from RefSeq and is a predicted model, not a curated record. Bases 1 to 396 code for a protein of 131 amino acids. NCBI's taxonomy places the organism in Eukaryota, Metazoa, Chordata, Mammalia, Primates, Tarsiidae.